This is a messenger RNA of Oikopleura dioica, 2718 nucleotides long. NCBI's taxonomy places the organism in Eukaryota, Metazoa, Chordata, Appendicularia, Copelata, Oikopleuridae. The record is from the annotation of a GenBank genome assembly.
AUGAGCUCAGUUGGGAUGAGCGGAGGAUUGGAGCUGGCACAGAGUUUUAACUGGGCAGUCAGAAAUUCGACGGGACAAUUCGACGGCAAAGUUUGUGAAGAAUUUCACGACUUUAACAGAACUGACUGGUGCGACUUCUACGAAGCUGUAGAGAGCUGUGAGCUAGAAGAGACUUUUGUGGAAUACGUCGAAGUUGUUCUAUGCUCAGAAAACAUCAAAAACGAUGCGUUUUUUAUUGGAAUGAAUAUUCUCUACUCUUUGUGGUGUCUGUGGCUUUUCAUCGCUCUUGGCCUCGUGGCAGAUGCAUUUUUUGUACCCAAUUUGACCAAGAUCUCCUCCCAGUUGAAGCUUUCCGAAAAUGUAGCUGGUGUGACAUUGGUCGCUUUUGGCAACGGCGCUCCUGACAUUUUCUCUGCCAUUGCCAGUUUCGGUGCAGGUGGAGAAGUCGCCAAGCUCGCCAUUGGAUCACUCAUAGGAGCGGGAUUGUUUGUGACAAGCGUCGUCGCCGGAGCCUGUAUGAUUACUACACCGUUUACGCCCGCUGCCAGACCGCUGCUCCGCGACGUCAUCUUCUACUUGUGGUCGCUUUACUGGCUUCUUCAAUGCUUGUUCAAGGGCAAGAUUGAAUUGUUUGAUUCGAUAGGCUUCCUUGUCCUCUAUGUUAUCUACGUUCUAUUUGUCGGUCUCGGCGGCCGCUUUGGCAAAAUUCUUGGACUUUCGAAAGCAAAAGGGUUUACUUACGAUAAUCCUGACGAAGAUGUCGCCACAGAAAAUAACGAUUCACUUCCUGCUUCAAAAUUUGCCUCUGCCAGAAAUACAAUGACAGUUGAUGGAUCGAAUCCAGAAGGAAGAUCAAGAUCUAAUACAGCAACUAAUACUCUUGGUAUCGCCAAAAAUCGAAUGAGAGCGCUCUCAAACGUUUCAAGCCGAGCAGGACACACUCCACGCCCGAGUAUGCUCUCUGUUCAAAAAGCGAGCGAAGUUGGCUUCAAAACUCGAAGAGAGUACAUCAAGGAAAUGUUCGUUCCAUGGGAUCCCGAGGAAUGGGAAGAAGCCGGCAUCAUUGGCAAGGCCCUCGCAAUUUUAAUGGCGCCACUGUUCUUACUUGGCAAGCUUACAGUCCCAGUCGUCGGCGAGGAUGAAAAGGAAACAUGGAAUCGACCGUUGGCGUACGCGCAAGCCGUGAGCUUCCCCUGGCUUUGGUACAUCCUUCUUCAGCAAUAUGGUGAGCCAAACUUCGGAGCCUACUGUGAUGACAAUGACGUCUGCACUGGUGGUUGGAAUAGAGCGAUCAUUCCUGCUGCCCUUUCUGUUCUUUUCGCUGCUUUUGUUUUCCUGACAUGCUUCAAAAAGCCCUUGGAGAAGCCAUCAUCGGCUUACUUUUUAUUCACGAUUCCGGGCUUUCUCGGCGGAAUGUUGUGGGUAUUCGUUCUCGCCAAUGAAGUCGUCGGACUGCUCACUGCUCUAGGAUUCUUCUGGAAAAUAAACAACGUCGUUAUGGGACUGACAUUCCUCGCAUGGGCGAAUUCUGUUGGCGAUCUCGUCGCUGACUUGGGUCUCUCUAGAAUCGGCAAAGCUGGUACAGCUGUGGCAGCAUGCUUUGGCUCUCCCCUUCUCAAUCUUUUAGUUGGAACCGGCCUUGGUUGUACCAUCUCCAUCGUUUCCAACGACUGGGAAGAUAUAGAAUUGGAUCUGCGAGCCCUCGAAGCCGCCCUUUUAGGAGGAACUACGCUUCUUCUUCUCUCCCUGCUUUUGAUUUUACCUAUUAUCAAGUACCACGUCGGCAGAGCAGUGGGCAUUUUCCAAAUUGUACUGUAUAUCGGCGCUUUGGUCCUGUGCUUGCUUCUGGAAGACACCUACGGUCCAUUCGGACAUGGGAUGAUUUGUUCAUGUUUUGCAGUGAUAGCGUCGCUAUUCGCGAUCUCUGCCCACUCAGAAUCUGGUCAGGGCGCUUGCGUCAAUUCCAAAUGGGCAUACGGCACCUCCUGCUUACUCUCGUUAAUUUGCACUGGCUCGUCGAGUUUUGGUGCUUAUCUGUCAAUACUCUACUCGAACAGAGCUGAAAACAGCCAAACAAAGGGAGGAAUGUCAGAUACGACGCUGGAAUAUCUGGGGAUAGAGCUCUUGACGAAUGAAAUUUCAAUACUGCGCAGCUGUUUAUUUAUUGAAUGCGCUUGUCAGGGUUUCCUUGCGCUGAUGAGCCUCUACAAUGUGUAUCUAUGCGGACGCUUGGUGAUCUUCCACUCUCGCUACUUUAUCCGAGUGUCGCAGGAAGAGCACGCCCAGAGCAACUCUGUAGAAAUCGAUAAUACAAGUGCCAACAUUCCCCACCGCGCCACUUACUCGUUACCCGCCGCCAACAACUCUCAACCCCUCGACACCACCAACAACAACUACGCCGAUAGUGUUUUUCUCGAACAAGGACCGGAGCCAUCGCUGGUGCCGUUGAACACCCGCGUUGGAUAUUCUAACUUUGCGCAGGCUGACCGAAUGAGCCGGACAAACUCCUUCGGCAGCGGCAAGAAUUCGGGCACUGCCGAGUCAGAGUCUGACUCGACGCAACUGGUGGCACCGCCCGCGCGGCCGAGUGGUGCUCAAAAGGGCGAGAACACUCCCUUGCGGCGACCUGGGAACUCCUCUCUCAGAACUGCGGCUGGAAGACGCCAUCGACCAGAGAAGAGUGUUUCCUUCCGCGGAACGGCUCUCGUCGCGGAGUAG